AUGCAGCAGGUCUUACCAUUUACAGCGCCGCCCCGGCCGACAGAAGGGCGGCCGGGCGGCGCCCGAAAACAGCGCAGUCUUUGUAUCUCCGCGAGGCGCGGCGGGCCAGAAGAGCCCUCCAACGCGCCUCCUCCCCGCCCGCACCCCGAGGCCGCCUCGGCCUUCGGGUUCGGACCGCCGUCGCGGAGCAGCCCGCCGAACCACGUGCUCGUUGUCUUACUCGUUGUCUUCGGGUGGACCCCAACAGGUGGCUCGGGUCGGCGGGACUUGCGAGUGGGCAGGUCCGGGUCGGGCGGGCGGGCCCUGACUGGCGGGUCGAGCGGCCCCGGUCUUGCUGGGGCACGCCUGCAGAACACCCUGGCGAGCCAGGGGUUGGCGGCGGGCGGCGCAGCUGUUUGCAAGUGA
Prorocentrum cordatum is the source of this 405-nucleotide messenger RNA. The record is from the annotation of a GenBank genome assembly. Lineage: Eukaryota; Dinophyceae; Prorocentrales; Prorocentraceae.